Messenger RNA from Monopterus albus (swamp eel), 4194 nucleotides. It is a transcript of the gene nrg1, whose product is annotated as neuregulin 1. The record is from RefSeq and is a predicted model, not a curated record. Lineage: Eukaryota; Metazoa; Chordata; Actinopteri; Synbranchiformes; Synbranchidae. Gene Ontology annotation, biological process: nervous system development; intracellular signal transduction; activation of transmembrane receptor protein tyrosine kinase activity. The transcript is spliced from 8 exons. Bases 496 to 2391 code for a protein of 631 amino acids. Gene Ontology annotation, molecular function: chemorepellent activity; protein tyrosine kinase activator activity.
CUCUCUGAUUCUCUUUCUCUCUCCUUUCCCUUACUCAUCUGUUUCUGUGGCUGCACUGAGAGGAAGGGCACCUGCCGCUCCCUGAUGAUUCAGCCUUUCAGCUAGUUGGAGCUCCACAGACAGACAGCAUGUCCCUCCUGCCACUGCAGUGCCUGGCCGUCCUGCAGCUGCAGCCGGCCCAUCACGUCGACACCGCCUCUUCCCAAAUGCUCAGCAAAUUUGAUGAUUCUUUUUAUAGACUCAUGAUUGUGUUUCAUGAAAGAAAACAUGAAUAAGGAACUCCUUUUCCUUGUGCGCAGAAGGCUGUCUACAACCCCCCGACACUGUUAACAACGUUUGACUGGCUCUGAAGAGCAUUUUUACCUCCCAGCUCUGACUUUUGCAGCCUCAUGAUGGAAAACGUAGUCGAGGAGACUGGUGGCAGACAGCCACUGUGUGAUGCUCUGAGUUAAUAGUUGAGGUGUUCAGGGACGCUUCAUCCAGCAGUUGGGAAGGAUGACUGAGGGAAUGGAGGACAUCUCUGCAGUGCCAGCUCACCCUUCUGGAUCGGCCUCCCCCACCAGCUCUACUGUUGACACUGGACAAGUCCCCAAGGAGAAACCAGAGGAGACAGAGGCAGCUGGUGAGAGUGGGGAGGAUGGCGCAGAGGAAACUGCAGAGGGAGGUGGUGGUGGUGGUGAUGAUGGUGGUGAUGGGGAGCAUUUGGAAGCUUUGGGAAUUGUGGCCUUGCCAGGGACCUGCUGUGUGUGCAUAGAGAUGGAACAGAUUAACAAUUGCCUGCACUCUGAGAAAAUCUGCAUUCUGCCCAUCCUGGCCUGCCUGCUUAGCUUAGCCCUCUGCAUAGCUGGCCUCAAAUGGGUCUUUGUGGAUAAGAUCUUUGAGUAUGAACCACCCACUCACUUAGAUCCUAAACCCAUCGGACAGGACCCAAUUAUUAUAUCAGUUGACCCCACGUUAGGACUAACUGUGUCAGUUCCUCAUUCAUCUCCGUCUACUGCCUCCCUAACCACCGCCAUCACUGUUACCCCAGGACAUCCUGAGGUUUUUGUAGAGGAGGAAUCUACGCGAGGGCCAUACGUGCCUCAGUCUCCACGAGUGACUCAGUCUGAUCCCUCUGUUACACUGAAAUACAAUGCUGACCAUCCCACCAACCCAAAGCAGACUCAACACCCUCGGACAACACAGGAGUACAACGACAUCAUCAUCCCAACAAUCUCGGCCACCAGCACCACCACUACAGCCAGGACCUCCAGUCAUGUGACACGCUGCCGCGAUAGCCAGAAGAACUACUGUGUUAAUGGAGGAGAGUGCUUCACCCUUGAAAUCAUGCCAGGCAGCACAAAGUUUCUCUGCAGGUGUCCAAAUGAAUUUACUGGUGAUCGCUGCCAAAACUAUGUAAUGGCCAGCUUUUACAAAGCUGAGGAGCUGUAUCAGAAACGUAUUUUAACAAUAACAGGAAUCUGCAUUGCACUCCUAGUCGUUGGAAUCAUGUGUGUGGUUGCCUACUGCAAAACAAAGAAGCAGAGGAAGAAGCUCCAUGACCGACUGAGACAGAGCCUGAGGAAAAAGAGGAACAACAAUACCAAUACUGGUACUGGCCCCAACUCGGCUAGAGGACGUCAGAUUUCUAACUUGCCCCUUCAAGAUUUGCAGCUUAUAAAUCAAUGUAACGGGAUGACUAUGCAGCAUGCAGAUGAGAAGGAGACAGAAACCACCUUCUCAACAAGCAAAUAUGCCUUAUGUGCGCAUGAACCCACAACACUUACCCACAUCUCCAGCCAAAGGUUUGUAUCUGCCAUGAGAAGCCCGACUCAGCUGUCUCCAGUGUCCCAGAUCUCUCCUGAAACUCCAGGGUCUCCUCCAUCAGAACUGUCAGCCCCACUCUCCAGCCUGGCCAUCUCUGUCCCCUCAGUGGCUUUAAGUCUCUCUGGUGAGGAGGAGCGCCCUCUGCUGUUGUCAAAUGGACAUCCACCACACAAGCCCUUGAGCCGGGAUGAACAGAAGAGGAACUCUGCCCACUACAACCACGGUCAUAUGGCACAUAGCUUACCACCUAGCCCACUGUUUACUAUGGAGAAUGUUAACUACCAAAUCAUAGGUGAUGGUGACACCAAAGCUGCCGGCCACAUGUUCUCAGAAGCAUCUGAAAAGCUAAUUAAUACAAACAACAUCAAUGACCGUAGCAACAAAAAAACAGGAGUCACCAAUGGCCAUGUGCUGCAUAAUGUGGAUUCUAGUGGUGACAACAAGCUAGUGAGUGAAACACUGGAGCCUCGGAGGGAACACACACCCUUCCUUACCACAGAUAAUACUACAGCCCUGUUGAUCAGGGUUAUGGACAGCAGAAGGACUAACCCAGCAUCACCAAAUGAUAGUGUGCAAGUCAAGUAAUCUAAUUCCACCAACAAACAAGAUCCAGUUGCUGUGUAAAGUAAAAAGAAAUUGCUGAGAGUCAUUUAUGUUAAGGGGGAAAGGAGUAAUCACUAUUAAACCUUUAUUUUCUAUAAAUUAUUUGCUGUGUAAAGACUUUCAAAGAUAAAUGAAAAAAGAAACUUUUAUUUUAGUGAUGUAGUGAAUAAAGAGUUUUAUAAAUUAAAAAAAAGUACACAUGUGUUCAUGUCUUGUAGGUAAAGUGCCAUACACUAGUAUGUAGCAUCAAUUCACAUAUUAUAUUUCAGUGCAGAAACAUAUCGAUGGUGCCUUUGUUUGGUAUGCUUAAGGAACUGCAACAUGCAUACUGGGCCAUAUAUUCAUCAUCGUAAUCUUCCAGUUAACAAUCACAAAUAACUCGCUGGCCAUCUUUAAUGUCCUGCAGUUGGAAGUGCCCGCUGACACAACAGUCAACAGCAACACUCUUAUGUGUUCAAAGUGCAUGCUAUGUGCUGUGAUGGAACAAUGAGAAGCUCCUCUUUAGCCAUUUGACCUGACUGGUCAAUCAUCUGACUGAUUGUAGGCUACUGAUUAUAAGCUGCCUGGCUAAGACUUUUUCCAGACUUCAACUUCUCGACCGAUGAUUAUGAAUAAAUUAUUAGUCAGCUCAAAAGCUAAAACAGCUAAAAUCAAAUCCAGUCUACUUUGAGAGGGGGAAACUCAAUGUUUUAGUCCUCUCUGAACUACAGUAUAGACGGCUGUCUAAUCUUCAGUGGUAUCCUGCUGAUUGGCAGAUACUGUUAGGUGCCUAUAAAGUCCAGUCAGUAAAGUCUGGCUCUUAGUCUGGUACUAAUAAUGUCAUGAUCACUUCAGUUUCUUUAGCAGAUUUUACUGUAUAUUGGAAUUUGAAGAUGGCCAUUUCAUUGUAAAAGAGGCACUGCAUCGGUUAGUAUUAAAGUUUAGCAUGAAGACCAGCAAUUUCCUGUUUCUUCAAGAGGACAGCCCAGUUACAGGAUCGCUCCAUCACCCGUAUACUGCUGAUUGAAUCUUUAAAUGCAAUGUGUAUAUUCAGUGAAAGACUAAACAUAUGGUUCAUUUUGUCUUGUGGGCAGACAUCCACAUGUUCCUGAGUAAUGCAUUUUGGAAUUAAAGGAAUUGUUCAAUAUAUACAUGAUGGUAAACCACUUGAAUUUGUUCAUUCUAAGACUGUAUGUAUACACUUAAUUCAAAUUUGAUCUUAUUUUAACUGCUUCUGUUCACAUCUGCAUUUUGAUUGUAUGUGAUUUUCAAAAAGAAAAUACUGUUUUGACUAUAUAUGCUGAACACAAGAACACCGUUAGAAAAUACAUGUCAGACUGUCACAAUUUCUAGACUCUAGACUAAGCUGAUUUAUGAAAAGUAAAUCAAAAAUCUGCAUUGCUGGGCUCUGUAAUCAACCAUAGUUUCUUAAUGUAUGUAUGUAGAAUCAGCAGUCAGCCUAGCAUAUGAGUAAAUAUGAUGACACAGAUGUGCUGCCCCAUAAUUAGUGUUUUAAUGGUGACCGUACUUCUGUAUUUUAUAUUUACAUUAGGAUUAUUUAUUAUUUAUUGGUAAUUCCUGCUAAUUGCAAGCAAGGAUUACUGUUGCAUAGUACACACAUAUAUAUUUUAACAAACAUAAUUUAAAAAUGUUAAAUAUAAAUGGCCAUCUGUUCCAUGUGGUUAUUAGAACUAAAUAGAAAAUAAUUACUUGUAUAUUUUGUCACUUGUAUGCUAAACAUAACUCAGAAUGCAUUGCUUUUGAGUCUAAGAGUGUCUUUAAAUGAUGUAAAUACACCAUGACAAC